AUGACGAUUAUAAAACUCCAAAGUAACGACGGAGUAGUGUUUGAAGUUGAUGUGGAAAUAGCCAAGUGUUUAACAAUCAUCAAAACGAUGUUGGAAAUCCUUGUAGUUGACGAAAGCGAUGAAGAAACGCCGAUUCCUCUGCCAAACGUUCACUCUGUUAUUUUGGAAAAAAUAAUCCAGUGGGCCACUCAUCACCAUAAAGAUGACCCGCCGUUCGUGCAUAGUUGUGAUGAAGGUGCUUCACUACAUACAGACGAGAUGUGUUCAUGGGACGCUAAAUUUUACAAUAUGGAAAUCAGAAUGCUCUUCGAUCUUAUUAAGGCUGCCAACUACCUCGAUAUCAAGUUCAUUUUCAAAGAAGCUUACAGAAAUGUAAUUGUAGCUCUUUUGAAACAAGGGUUCACACAUGAGCAAGUUAAGAACUUGUUACAUGCCGAAAAUAUUUUUGAUUCGGAUGAAGACGAAUGA
Messenger RNA from Cotesia congregata, 468 nucleotides. Lineage: Eukaryota; Metazoa; Arthropoda; Insecta; Hymenoptera; Braconidae. The record is from the annotation of a GenBank genome assembly.